This is a messenger RNA of Racocetra fulgida, 1245 nucleotides long. The record is from the annotation of a GenBank genome assembly. NCBI's taxonomy places the organism in Eukaryota, Fungi, Glomeromycota, Glomeromycetes, Diversisporales, Gigasporaceae.
CAAGAUUUUAAACCAUCUCUUCAAGAAGUUAAAGACCUUGUGACAGAGAAGGGGGGAAAUACAAUCCCUAUUUAUUGCACGAUUCCUGCAGAUCUAACCACACCUGUUGGUGCUUAUUUACGUGUAGCAGAACAAAGUGGUGCUGUAGGAUAUGUCGCGUAUGAUUGUGUGAAAUAUUUUGAACCGCGAACUACACGCGAAUUAGAUGAUCCUUUAGGCCUUCCAGAUUCAGUUCUUUUGCUUUUUGACACAUUGGUCAUUUUUGAUCAUAUAUAUCAGGUUAUAAAAGUGGUAUCUCAUUAUCGAUACGAUAAAGCAGAUUCACAAUUUGUAGAUUAUCAUUAUCAAAAGGCUACGGAUAAACCCACUCCUAAUAUAACUCAAAAAGAAAUAAUAUUGAAUCAGACAUCUGUUUCUAAUGUUGGCAAGGAUGGUUAUAAAGAAUUUGUUACAAUAUUGAAGGAUUAUAUAAAGAAAGGUGACAUUAUCCAAGCAGUUCCAUCUCAAAGAUUUGCGCGUCCUACCACUAUCCAUCCUUUCAAUGCUUAUCGACAUUUACGGACAGUAAAUCCAUCACCAUAUUUGUUUUAUAUCGAUCUAAAUGACUUCCAAAUUGUUGGUGCUUCUCCCGAGCUCCUUGUCAAGGUCGAAGAUAAUAUCGUAUACACACACCCAAUUGCUGGUACUCGUAAACGUGGAAAAAAUAAAGAAGAAGACGAGAUGCUUGCCAAAGAACUACUUAGUGAUCCGAAAGAAAGAGCAGAGCAUGUUAUGCUUGUUGAUCUUGGACGAAAUGAUGUCAAUCGUGUUUGCCAACCUCAAACUGUUAAAGUUGACUCGUUAAUGCAUGUUGAACGUUACAGCCAUGUUAUGCAUAUUGUGAGUCAAGUUUCCGGUAAACUUCGUCCGGAUAAAACAAGAUUUGAUGCGUUCAGAUCAAUUUUUCCAGCAGGUACUGUUUCUGGAGCACCCAAAGUCAGAGCUAUGGAGCUUAUUUCUGAACUUGAGAGAGAGAAAAGAGGUGUUUAUGCUGGCGCUGUAGGUCAUUUCGAUUUCGCAAAUUCCAUAGACACUUGCAUUGCGAUUCGUACCAUGGUUUUCAAAGAUGGUUUUGCAUACUUUCAAGCAGGAGGUGGAAUCGUCUAUGAUAGUAAUGAAGAUAGUGAAUAUCAAGAAAUCGUCGACAAGCUUCAAUCAAGUGUUACUUGUAUUGAUAAAGCUGAGGAAUAUCAUUUUAAAUUACAA